This is a messenger RNA of Hypomesus transpacificus, 1279 nucleotides long. It is a transcript of the gene sycp3, whose product is annotated as synaptonemal complex protein 3. Gene Ontology annotation, biological process: spermatid development; meiotic cell cycle. Gene Ontology annotation, cellular component: synaptonemal complex. The record is from RefSeq and is a predicted model, not a curated record. NCBI's taxonomy places the organism in Eukaryota, Metazoa, Chordata, Actinopteri, Osmeriformes, Osmeridae. The transcript is spliced from 10 exons. The coding region runs from base 233 to 904 and encodes 223 amino acids.
UCGUACCAGAAAGAAGUCACCUGCUACCGUAUUCUGGAAAAGGAUUCGUUUAUCCCCCUACCGUGUCUUUGGGUCCAUCCUCGUGCACUGUCGUAGUGUUGCUUGGCGCCCUGGGUGAGUGACACUCAGCCUCAGGUCUUGUACUUGUCUACCUCAAAGUUUUACCUGACAGCUUCUCUCCUCAGACCAAAGAGAACCCAAACUGUGGAAAAUCACCACUAAACCCAUCAAGAUGGCAACUAACAAAGGAUGUGCUCAGAAAGCCAAAACGAAAGGCCAUAUUACCGCCUCGAGCCACCCUCACGGAAACGACAUGAACGAAUCCGUGACUGAAGAUGCAAUGGUGGGAAGGAAAAGAAUCGCCUCUGAAGAAGAAGAUAAUAUCACCGAAGGAGGGAAUGUGACGAAGAUGCUGGACAGAUUUGGAGCCGACAUAACCAAGGCGUUCCAGGCCAAGCGGAAACGCUUGGAGACCUUCACUAAGGCUUCCGUGAAAACCAGCAAUCAUAAGAUAGAGCAGCUCUGGAAGACUCAACAGAAAGACAGGAGUGAGGUGACAGAGGCGUACUCCACCCAAUUCAAUGCAGUCUUCACCCAGUGGGACACCGAUGUACAGAAGUCUAAGGAGCAGGAGGAGAAACUUCUGAGCAUGUUCCAGCACCAGCAGAAGAUGUUUCAACACAUGAAGGCUUCACAGAGUCAGAGGCUGAAGACCCUCAAACAGCUCCUAGAGCAGUACAUCCAGAGCCUGGAAGCGAUGGAGAAGAACCACACCAGCCAGCUGACUGCCGUUCAGGGAGAUCUACGCCAAGAGAUGGCCUUGUUCCAGAAGAAGAUUCUCAUGGAUACUCAACAGCAAGAGAUGGCCACAGUUCGUAAGUCUCUCCAGUCUCUGCUGAUGUAGAAUGUCAGGGUGCAGGAAGCUGAGGAGAAGUUGUCCUACCUGAGAGCCUUUUGGGCGGUGAUGGUUCACCAGUGUCGCUACAGCUAACAGCUCAUGAGGAACGGCAGCAGGUUCCUUUAUGCAGUGAAGAUACAGCUUGUUCUGUUGGUUUGUUGACCGGUUAGUGUUUUACUGAGUGUACACCUUUUAGAUGGCUGUGUUUACUUUGUCAUUUAAGCCUGUUAGUUUACUUCAUUGAAGCCAUUUUGGGAUGUGGAUGGGAUUUCAAAAAAACAUGUAUAUAUUGUUACCAGUAAGAGUUAUAUAAUAAAGAUAAUACAUGUAAUUGCAUGUGUGCACAGCACUAGUGUUUACAUUAAGAAAUUAAUAAAAUUU